This is a messenger RNA of Callorhinchus milii (elephant shark), 1856 nucleotides long. RefSeq names its product acetyl-CoA acetyltransferase, cytosolic-like. Lineage: Eukaryota; Metazoa; Chordata; Chondrichthyes; Chimaeriformes; Callorhinchidae. Gene Ontology annotation, biological process: fatty acid beta-oxidation. The record is from RefSeq and is a predicted model, not a curated record. The coding region runs from base 262 to 1608 and encodes 448 amino acids. Gene Ontology annotation, molecular function: calcium ion binding; acetyl-CoA C-acetyltransferase activity. The transcript has 11 exons.
GGGGUAGAGGGAGGUGAAGGAGGAGCAAACAAGGGUCGAUCUCCUCCCUGGCUGAUCUGGGACAGAAGUCAAUCCACUGUGAGUGAGUGAGUGAGUCAGUGAGUCAGUGAGUGAGUGCAGCUCAGCUCUCCUCUCCUCUCCAGGGAGACAGUGCCCCAACAGGGAACCAGAGACAGCAGCUGCAAAACCCAAAGGUCCAGGCGCAUCUCAAGCCCAUCCAUCGCCAGGAGGAGUGGAGUGGGGUCUCUGUGUGCAGAGCGGAUGAAGAUGUGGGCUUUAUUCGUGAAAGUGUUGACUGUGUCCUCACUCUCUCUGUGGGCAGCGGCGGAGCAAAGCACCAGCAGCAGCAGCAGCAGCAGCAGGGUCCGCAAACUUCGCUCCACUUCGGGUGGCUUCUGUCGCUAUGGGCUCCGAGUGGAUUGCUGCUGGGGAUGGAACCGCAGGUCCUGGGGUCAUUGUCAACCUUUCAUCCCGUUAAUGCAGAGAAUAUGCCGAGUAACGUACCCUCUCAAAGCUGUGUGUCAACAUGGAUGUAAACACGGCGAGUGCGUGGGACCAAACAAAUGCAAAUGUUACCCUGGCUACACUGGCAAGACAUGCAAUCAAGAUUUAAAUGAAUGUGGUCUGAAGCCUCGGCCGUGCAAGCACCGGUGUAUGAACACGUACGGCAGCUACAAGUGCUACUGCUUGAAUGGCUACAUGCUCAUGCCCGAUGGCUCUUGUGCAAAUACCAUGUCAUGUUUGAUGGCAAACUGUCAGUAUGGCUGUGAUGAGGUGAAGGGAGAGAUUCGCUGUCGCUGCCCAUCUACUGGGCUGAAGCUUGGACCUGACAGAAGGACGUGUGUGGAAAGGUUUGAAGCUACAGAACGUUUCGCGAAUUACUUUUCUCGUCCUCUCGAUGCAGCUGAGAACGUGGCGAUGCAGUGGCAUGUGAGUCGAGAGGAGCAGGACAAGUUUGCUGUACAGUCCCAGAACCGAACUGAGGCAGCACAGAAAGCUGGCUAUUUUGAAAAAGAAAUUGUUCCUGUCUCCGUCCCUUCCAGGAGAGGGCCUAUCGAGGUGUCAACUGAUGAGUUUCCCCGUCACGGAAGCACCUUCGAAGCCAUGUCUAAACUAAAGCCGGCUUUUGCAAAGGGCGUAUCUGGCACUGUCACUGCUGCUAAUGCUUCAGGAAUAAAUGACGGGGCCGCAGCUGUGAUUCUGAUGAAGAAAUCAGAAGCUGACAAGAAAUGCCUGAAACCUUUGGCUCAGAUUGUAUCCUGGGCCGAGGCUGGUUUGGAUCCUGCCAUUAUGGGAGUCGGGCCUAUAGCAGCAAUAAGGAAGGCCGUAGAAAAAGCCGGCUGGACGCUGGAUGAAGUUGAUCUCUUCGAAAUCAAUGAAGCUUUUGCAUCACAGUCUGUAGCUGUUGUCAAGGAACUGGGUAUAAACCCAGAGAAGGUAAACAUCCAAGGUGGUGCUAUUGCUUUAGGUCACCCUCUGGGAAUGUCUGGGUGCCGCAUUCUGGUUACACUUCUCUACGCACUGGAGAGAACAGGAAAAAAGCGUGGCAUUGCUUCUUUGUGUAUAGGAGGUGGAAUGGGAAUAGCUAUGUGUGUUGAAAGGCAAUAAAUUACACCUAAAUUUUACUACAAGAACUGAAGAUACUCUGCAGCUAAGCUAGUGACUGGAUAAAAUUGAGCUUUUAUUUUAGGUUACAGCCUGAUUCCAAUGAAAUGUAGGUGCAUUUUGUUUUUAUAAUGAAUGUGUAAAGUAGGUAGGUUUUAAAACUAUUCAAAACUUCAGUCCACAUAAAAUGGUUCUGAAAAUUAGUGUAACUUUUAAAUAUUUGAUUAAAAGUACUGAAGUUUGAAAUCAUA